AUGUACGUCGUGGUCGCCAAAAGUCGUCCAUUGGUGUGUGAGCACGUUCCAAGGCCUGUUGGAGCAGGUGCUAGAGGGAUAGCGCAAGAAAGAAAGAGACUCACCGUUCUUGACGACAACAGGAAGAUUCUUUUGCUUGGAUCCGGCUUUGUCGCUGCUCCCUUUGUCGAAUACGUCCUUCGUCGUCCUGAGAACAAGUUGACUGUUGCCAGCCGCACUUUGGCCAACGCUCAGGCUCUUGCUGCCAAAUACCCCAACAACACCACUGCUGUUGCCGUCGAUAUCACUGAUGACAAGGCUAUUGAAGAUCUCGUUGCCCAGCACGACAUUGCCAUCAGCUUGAUCCCUUAUAUCUACCACGCCAAGGUCAUUGCCGCUGCUGUCAAGCACAAGAAGAAUGUCGUCACCACCUCGUACGUCUCGCCUGCCAUGAUGGAAUAUGACCAAGCUGCCAAGGAUGCUGGUAUCACUGUCAUGAACGAGAUCGGUUUGGACCCUGGUAUCGAUCACUUGUACGCUGUCAAGACCAUCGAUGAAGUCCACAAGGAGGGUGGCAAGCUCAAGGAGUUCAUCUCGUUCUGCGGUGGUCUCCCCGCACCCGAGAACUCGGAUAACCCCUUCGGUUACAAGUUCUCCUGGUCCGCCCGUGGCGUCUUGUUGGCUUUGAAGAACACUGCAAAGUACCUUGAAAAGGGCAAGGUCGUUGAAGUGUCGGGUCCUGAACUUAUGGACUCUGUUCGCGUUCUCAACACUGGCUAUCCCGGCUAUUCCUUCGUCGGCUAUGGUAACCGUGACUCCACUCCCUAUGACAAGCGCUACAACAUCCCUGAUGCCGAGACCAUCAUCCGUGGCUCCAUCCGCUAUGACGGUUUCCCCCAAUUCGCCAAGGCUCUUGUCAGCCUCGGCUUCUUGAGCGAAGAGCCCGUUGCCCACUUGGCUGCUGACGCUGGUGACAUUACCUGGAGCCAGGUCAUUGCCCAGGUCGUCGGCAUCAACUCUACUGCUGAAGAUGCCUUGAAGGCCGCCAUCAUUGAAAAGGCCGGCAUUGCCGACAGCCCUCGCUUGGCCCAGAUCCUUGACGGUAUGCGCUGGUUGGGUUUCUUCUCCGACGUCAAGGCCCAUCGUCGUGGCAACUUGUUGGACACCUUCUGCGCCACUUUGGAAGAAAAGAUGCAGUACGAGGAAGGCGAGCGCGACAUGUGCUUCUUGCAGCAUCGUUUCGAGAUUGAGUUGAAGGACGGCUCGCACCAGACCCGCACUUCGACCAUGAUCGAAUAUGGUACGCCCGGCGGCUUUUCUGCCAUGGCCAAGACGGUCGGUGUUCCCUGCGGUAUCGCCACCCAGCUUAUCCUCGACGGCAAGCUCAACCAGAAGGGUGUCCUUGCUCCCAUGACUCCUGAGAUCAACAACCCCAUCAUGGAGUUGCUCGAGAAGGAGAACAUUGGCGUGGUUGAAAAGAUUUUGUAA
Molecule: messenger RNA, 1467 nt
Organism: Zychaea mexicana
Lineage: Eukaryota; Fungi; Mucoromycota; Mucoromycetes; Mucorales; Lichtheimiaceae
Product: saccharopine dehydrogenase
Exons: 7
Coding region: 1-1467 (488 amino acids)
Cellular component (GO): cytoplasm
Molecular function (GO): saccharopine dehydrogenase activity
Source: RefSeq, a predicted model, not a curated record